UGACGGGUCUUAGUCCCCUGGAGAGAGACUGGGAUAUUUUUAAAGAGUCUCUCCGUGUAGGAUUGUGUGAUGGGUUUCAAUGAGACACUGUGUCAUACUUUUCUUGUAUUUCCCCUCUUAUUUAAACGGCCGCCAGAGCUAGCACGGGCCAUUAUCGAAAGGGGAGCCAAAGUAUUGGAGGUCACGAGGAUGCUCUAUUCAGGGUGUGUUUGCAAUAUAGCAGCAGCAGAACCUUCCUCUCAGCCCUCCGCCAGGACUGAAGAGCUGCUGCUAGGUGAGGCUGCGUUACACCUAAAUGGAGAUCAGUGCAGCUGUAACCUUCAGGCUGAUUGUGGCACUAAGAUGCACAAUAAAAUCCAUUGAUAAUGGGAAGCUGGAGGCGUGGGACAGCUUCUCUCUCCCUCCCCACGUGCUGCGUCGCCACAGCAACCGCCGACACAACGUUCCAUUGGGAGAAUGUAGCAAUUUUCACUUUGAACCAAUCAAAGCCCGGAGGGAUGAUUCAGCAGCCAAUGAGGAGAGAGCUGCGGGGGGUAGGAGGUGGAAGGUGCAAAGAUCUACGCGUGAGCCUGGCGGUACCUGGUCGAGCCCGGCCCGGAACAAAGGAGGUUGGCUCGGUCCGGUCCGUGCGGCAUCAGCUGAGAGUGAGUCUGACUAUCCCGAGACUGAUCCAGCGCCUGGAGUUGGGUUAUGCGCUGCCCGGUCCACGCUGAACAAAGCGGCCCGGACCAGAAGUUAUUAACCCUUUAAAGGGGUUUCCCAAGGGCGGAGCUCCGGUUCUGAACCUAUACACGUUUCUGGACACAGGAGACGAGGGGCAAUGCAAACACUGUUGGCAGCAGAGAACUCUCAAGGAAAAGGAGACACCAGAAUCCAGUAGACCCAGGUCAGUGCAUCAAGGGAAGGGAAGAUCAGAAGCAGUGCACGAAGAGGAGACUCCAGAACCCAUCAGAACCAAGCCAAAAUACACACGGGGGAAACAGCGGGAAUCCACCAGAAACUGGUCGGGCACAGGCGAUCAAGGAAAGAAGGCACCAAGGAGAGAGCAGAAGCCAGUCACUUUAUCAAGGGGAGAUGUCACUGGGCCCACCAUAGACCCAGAUCUGCUCAUCAGAGGAAGGCAAAAACAGAGGACAAGGUUGCAUUAGCAGGUGAGAACAGAAUGGACUGAACGGAGGAAGACAGCUGCAACUGAGGUUAAGGUUGAUUGUUGUGGAGAAAAUAAAGCCACCAACUUGUUUUUCAGAGGCUGGACUCAACUGAGAAGUGGGUGAGGAUAAUUAGGAGGGGGCUGCGCCAGCAUCACAGGGGAGUUGUUCCAAAGCAUGGCUGGCGUUUCUACGUGUACCCAGGUCUGUUUUGCAUGAGGAGCCAGCCAGCUGAGCAAGAGAUCAGUGCAAUGCCAGAGAUGCCCCAUCAUGGUGAUGUGCUAACACCUCCUCCUACUGCCAGUGUUUCAAUGGACAGCAAUGUAGUGGCCAUCAUCAUAGCUGCAAUUUCUUCGUCUGUCUUCAUAGUGGCGAUAUUGGUGCUGCUACUGCUCUUGUACCACCGGGACCCCCUGUGCUGUCAGUUCCUCUGUUCCUGCCGCUUCUUUCAGAGUCCCAGCCAAUAUGACCGUCCUCCUCCAUACUUCAGCAGUAACCAGCGGCUGAUGGGACCCCAAUCCGGAGCACAGCAAUUGGAGAGCGCCACCGAUAACCCAGGGGUGCAGGGAGAGGAACUAUUUUGCGUUGGACCCCCCAGCAGCUAUCAGCUCCCUCCCUGGGAGCAGCUGCGCUUGCCGAGCUACGAGAGCGUGCGGAAGAAGGAUCGGCAGCGGGAGAUCCACCAGAUGAUUGCCGAGAGGUUUGGGCUGUGGGCAGACCCCUCCCAGGAGCUGCCACCCCCCUAUGAGCAAGCCCUACGUCAUCCUCCAGCCUGCCCAGAACCCGGAGCAGGGUCAGAGUUACCAGACGGACACAGAUUGCUGGAUGCAUUCCCGUCCUCCAUCAGCUACCCAACUCAAAGGAACACAGCUGUGUAGAAGGGGAAUCAACCCUGGAACACCUCUCCUUCCCUCUGCCACAAGGACAGCGCAAGGCCUGGGACGUCUGUCCCUUCCUGCAGGGCAGAGAUGCACCUCAUGCCUUCAUCCAGGUGCACAAACCAUUGAGGACCACUUGUGCAGAUCCCAGGCAAAGUAGUGGAAAUUUCCAUCCACUGACUCCACACACAAGAAUGAAGGUUGAGUGAAUACCAGGAUCUAUCUACCAGCCAUCUCUCUCCCAGAAACGGUGGAAUAAACCUGAAGCCAUUUCUUUUCCACUGUUUCCACUCUAGUAACCUUAUCUUAACCAAAGACCAUGGAAUAAUCCUCAGUCAUUUCGGUUGUAUUUGAGAGGGCAGAGCAAAGGUGAUGGUCCACCAGCCAAGGACUGUCCCUGAAGAAAAGGCAGGUGGCUCUUUCACUGUAAUACACCUCUAUGAGGCUGCAGCAGCUACUGCCACCCACUCCAAGGAUUAAACCUCCGAAGCUCAGCAUCUCUUCCUUAAAUGCUUUAUCUUAUCUACUCCCUAUGUUGUAAAAACAUUUACUUUAUCAGGUACCAGGGGGAAGCCUGGCCUGCCAAUGCCGUAUGAAUGUAUUUGUACUAGAGCUAUUGUCAUCAUAGCUAGGUGCUCCACAUUCACAUCCUUCUGGGAUAUAAAAUGCUAUGUGGAGAAGUCUGCUAAGUUCAGACAAGAUAAAAGUUCAGCAAGGGCUAGGGUUCUGGGGAUUGAACAGCCAGAUGCUUCACAAUGCGAUCAACAAAACUCAGAGGACAGCAGCAUUUCAGAACACCGCAGGAGCGGUGUGCCAAGAUGUGCAGCUGGGAAAGUGUUAAUGGGGAUUUCACCCUGAAAGGAGCAAGGGCAGAUGAACCAAGCUGAUACCACUUCAUAAACAAGAGGCAAUUUGAGCUCUGUAGCUCAGAUAAUCUAAUUAUCCCUGUGAUGUUGCAAUUGCAAUUCAGAUUUCCACCUACUUUUUAUAUUUCAGGACAAACUUUUAAAGUGUUUACAAUAUGGUAGAUGAAACAGAGACAGUCAGAUCACAAGAUAUCUAAGGAGUGACUGAGUGCUGUGAAAUGACUGCUCAGCAGACUGACAAAACAGAAGUUGUGUUGUUUGGAUUUUGGCCUUGGGGUAUGCCUCUUUCACCCUUCAACUCAGGAGCACGAUAUUCUCAGACUUCUUCCCAAGUUGGGAGUUCCAAACUCAAGUCCAAUUAGCUUUGAAACUGUGGCCACAUCACCUCCUUUAUGUCAGGGGGAGAUUGAAUAAAUUUGUUAGGGUUUGAGUGUUAAAGAAAAAAAAAAAGACAAAAAGCCAAUGAGGUUUUCAUUUUGUAAGGACACACACUUUUUUUUGGUGGUUACUAGAGAAGGGAAAAUUCUCUUCUGCAGUAUUAAACCUAAACGCAACAGGAUAGUGCCAGUGCCAAAUGAAACUAAGGAAAAAAAUAAAACCAACCAGUCUAGUUUUGUAGAAGGUGAGUGACAGUGCAAAAUAUAAUUAGAAUCACAGAACUAGAAGGGACCUCGAGGUCAACGAGUCCAGUCCCCUGCCUUCAUGGCAGGACCAAGCACUGUCUAGAAUGAAGGACUCUUUUUAAAAAUAACUUGUUUACUAAUCUGAGGAAGUAAGAGGCAUGGAUAAGGGUUUUUUUUAAAAAAAAAUCACAUUAUGCUAGAAAUGAUAGGAACAGAGCAUUUUACACACUUAUUAAAACCAAAACCUUUAGAAUUCAGGAAGCCUUUUUUUCCCCCCCACUGAUUCCUAUGCCAUUGGACAAUGCUGUAACAUGAGUGUUACAAACAGGAGGGAUGCAAAAUCCAGACACAUUGUUUUAGAGUGAAACUUUAGAAAGUCGUGGUUUAUUUUUUACCACAAUCAAUAUGGCAGUUUCCCUUUUAAAUAUGCUCACCAUGGCAGGACGGGACAUGGCCGUAACUCCAAAGCUAUUUCAUGAUUAAACAUUCUCAUUCUCUGCAGCUGUCUUUUGGACAGGGAGCACCUGGAGUUCCCUAUUCUACCAAAGCUGACAGGAAUGUUACAAUGAAACUUCUGUGUGAGGCUUGCAGCUUUGCCAGUACACCCAGAGCUCAUCAUGAGAGCAGAGUUGGUGGUUUGGGUCUCCCUGGACUUUCCCCUCUGAGGAGAACCACAAACAAUAGACAUAGCUCCUUCUGGUACUUGUUCCUGCCAAUAAACUGCAGCAUUGGGAACCCAGUAAUUCCUUGCAUGCAGGUUUAUUACUUUUACCAAUAUACUAAAAACUCUUUCAUUAAGAGGAAGAGGAAUGACAACAGGAUUCAAUAAAGCAUCUGAUCCCCACAUAGGUCACUCCUGCUUAUUAAAAAUUGUGAUUACAGUUAGCGCAAACCAGGAGGCAUCGACUGAAUCACUAAUUCCUGAGUAAUAACCUUGACUCUGGAGCCUUCAGCAAAUCCCAUGCUCCAGUUUCCCCCAUGGGAAUAGCUGCUUUCCUACUUCACACACAUUAUGAGUUCAUGUUUCCAAAGUGUUGGUCAUUAUCCCUGUGUUACCAACUAGAAGAUUUACCCAGCGUUGCUCAGUUCCUUAACUCAAAUACUUUUUGUUUUUCUUCCUGUAAAUCAUUGGUUUGGGGGGCUCAGUAUGCA
This is a messenger RNA of Pelodiscus sinensis (Chinese soft-shelled turtle), 4667 nucleotides long. RefSeq lists its product as uncharacterized. The record is from RefSeq and is a predicted model, not a curated record. Lineage: Eukaryota; Metazoa; Chordata; Testudines; Trionychidae.